Molecule: messenger RNA, 1290 nt
Organism: Didymodactylos carnosus
Lineage: Eukaryota; Metazoa; Rotifera; Eurotatoria; Philodinida; Philodinidae
Source: the annotation of a GenBank genome assembly
AUAUAAUGGAUCGCCGUGUUGAACGUUAUUUAUAUAAAUAUAGUGCAUUCGGUCAUAUAGUCUCAAUCUAAUCAUUAUUCAUAUGUUAUCAAUCAGCGACAUUCUUUCACCAUCGUUAAACAAAUCGCCUAUAGCUCUGCAACGUCUCAGAUUAAAGUGAAAAGCGUGCUAAAGACUUUUAGGUGUUCUCAGUCUACACAUUCUUUCGUUCAAAAAACUAUAACAAUACAAACACCUACUUUUUUGGAUAAAUUUUGAAAAGUAGAUGUUAGAAUGUGUAGACUGUGAGAACAUCUCAAAAUCUUUAGUACACUUUUCGCUUUGAUCUGAGACGUUCCAGAACGCUGGGCGUCUCACCGUUCGAAAAUUAUAAAAGAAAAAAAAAUGCAAGCAAAUCGUUACGAAAUGUCACUUUGGUAGUAGAGUUAGCUGACCAAACCAAUAGAGUACAAUCGGCAUACAUUUCUCGCCUUAUAUUAAAGGUAAGACUUCUCAUUUCAUUUUCAGCUCAAAAUAAGUUGACGUAUUUACAUAAACUUAUGGUGUCACCUAAAAGUCGACGUGUCCACUUUUUUGUCAACUUUGUGAGUAAAGUAGGUGAUCUGUUAAUCUUCUUUUUGAUUUUGACAAGCGCCUAGCUAUAUAACUAGCGCGCCUUCACUUCAUCGUCUAUUAGUUCAUAUCGAUUUAUACUGCACAUAAAAAAUGCAAGAAAGAAUUGAUUUGAUGCCAUUUUGUGGAAUGUAUGUGAUUGAAAAAGUUCUUUUUCGAAGUAAAGUUCUAAAAGAGUAUAUAAAUAUUUUUUUGUUGUUGUUAUAGAUAAAUUCAUCAUGAAUAAAAUGUUUGCCGAACUCGAUGCUUUGGAUGAUUCUAAAGUAAAUGAGAUAUUUGGUGGAAUUUUAGUCGUUAAUGAUUGGACAUUCUGUAAAUGUGGACGAGAAAAUUGUCAUGAAUGCUUAAUGGAUCACUGAUUUGCAAAUAAUGAAGAAAAUGGUAUUGAUGAUAAUGGUAAAUAUCGUGAUGCAUUAGUAGUAUCUACAAAAAAAGUUGAUAAAUUUAAAUGGGCAUGUCAACGUCAUGAAUGUGUUGAUUGUCAAAAUUAUUUUAAUUUUUAAAGAAUUAAUUCGAAAAGGUGGAAUUAAAUAUAAAAAAUUCAUGGAGCAAAUUGAAAAUGAGGCAAUAUUCGAUCGGUCAUCCGUUAAAUUAUGUCAAUUACUUGAAAAUAUGGAUGUUGAUACAUCUAAAACAACACAAAAUGAUUCAAAAGAUUUGUAUAAAAAAGUUUAUUAG